Messenger RNA from Ogataea haglerorum, 1368 nucleotides. RefSeq lists its product as uncharacterized. The coding region runs from base 1 to 1368 and encodes 455 amino acids. The transcript has a single exon. Lineage: Eukaryota; Fungi; Ascomycota; Pichiomycetes; Pichiales; Pichiaceae. The record is from RefSeq and is a predicted model, not a curated record.
AUGAAGAGCAGACUGAAAUUCUCUGAUGAUUCCCAUAGGGAGAAGGUGUGGUCACCAGAAAUGGUAUUCUACUAUAUGAACCUACUUUUGGACGAGUACAACACAGGAACACGAUUCGUGCUCUUUAGAGCGCGCGACAGCUAUGGCCCCAAAACCAGACAUCCGGAGCUCACGUUCCAUCCCUUUCUAUGGGCAGGUGAUUGGCACCUGGCGGUCGGUUUCCACGAAAGCCAGAAAAUCGUCCUGGUAAACUGCUCUGAAGUGUACAAAGAGUCUGAUGCGGGAUUCCCCCUGCGAUCUGUGCUUAAAAUUGAGGACUUUGUGAUCUAUUUUGGCCACAAGGUGAACAAGUCCACCCUGAAAAAACCAUACAGAGUGGCAAACUUUAUUGAGCCACUGUGUCCAAUCAACGCAAUAAACAUGCUCUCGCUUGUUUUCACGUUCUGUGUUUCGCCUACACACUUGAAAGAAAUGUUUAUCUCCCCGGAUCCUGAGCUUCGAACCUUCGAUGUGUCUGAAUUUUACGAGGAGAUCAAGAACUUUGAUCGUUUCGGCAAUGCCAGACAUAUUUUGGGAAACUCGCUGAUGAACAAGCUUGUAGAGAAGAGCCAAACAAAGUCGGAACCGGAUCCCGAAAUUCUCGCGAGAUUCGAUCCAGAAACUGCCGAUUUCAGCAAGUAUUUCCCUCUCAAGACGGCCGAACACUUUUUGGAGAGCAUCAACGCGGGAGCCGAUCAGCUGCCUGAGGAUGCCGACGUUUUCGAUGAGGUGGUGGAAAUGAUUGAAGGCUGGUGCCACGUGGACAACCAUACUGGCUUUGACAAUUGGAGCAUGCUUUUCAGAGAAAUUACUGUCGGAUAUUUUAAUUCAAGAAGCAAAAUCGAGUUCGACGAGGAGGAGUUCCAGGAGGUCCUUUUGAGCGCAGACCACCGGAGCCAGGUGUUUCCGCUUGUGCUGGAAAACGGCUCCAGCUACUUGAUCAACACAGAUAGGACAAAAGAACAGCUGGUGGUCAACGUGCUUGAAAUAUCAUUCAGGUCGCGGGGAGCAAAGGAUGUGUGCAGGCCCUUUGCCGUGCGGCGUUUGAUUGAGAUGUAUGGCUGGCACAACCGCAGGCUGGUGAACAAAAUCAACAUGGACAGGUAUUCAGUCCAGGGUUCGAAGUUGUACCAUGUUUUAUCGGGCUUCCUCUAUUUUAUUCACUAUUUUAUUUACCACGGCAAAUUUGACGUGCACCUCAAACCAGAUCAAAUGGAUAUUGACAGCCACAGCAUUGUGUUUCAGUCCAUGAUGCACAAGAUAGUUGCCAAAGACAAGCCGGGGGUCAUUGAGGACUAUUCGAGGCUGAUAAAAUAUAUAGAAGUGUAA